AGUUAAAUCAAGUUAAACGGUGCAAGCGAUUUACGAAAAAUAAACGAGCGUUAAAGUAAAAAGAAAAAAAUUUAUUCUAAUUGAGUUGGCAAGCGAAUUUAGUAGCUGACAACCGAAACAUAAUAUUUUCUUAAUAAAAAGUAGUGUAGUUCAAUUGGGCUGUGUCGCUUUGUAUGCAUGCAACCGAUGCAACGACAGACUGUGUGCGCACGCAGCAACAGUUGGGCAUGCUCCGUCGAGUGGCACGGUCGUUAAACGGCUGCCAGCACGAGAACCUGAGUGAAAAGCCAACGCCGAGCGCGUAUGUGAAUGUGCCAAAAGAAAAUGUGUGCAAAACCGCGCGGCAUGCCAUAAAGAAGAAAGUGACUAGCCGCCAGACGGUUGAAACGACAAAGCUUAAGAUGAUGCACGCGAUAAAUGUGGUUCCGCAACGCGGCUCAUGGAAGCGCGCCAUAUGGCCCAUGACCUUGCUGUGCUGGUGUUUUAUUAUAAUAGUCAACGCGCCAGCAAAUGGGCUGAACUACGUCGAUGACACGACCGCGAGCGCUGAGUUGAACACGCAAGCCGGGGCUCGAGCCAUGGGCCUCUAUGGGGCACGCGAACCGCGUUUUGGUGAUCGUUUGCUGCCGUUGCGUAAAAAGUCCGGUGCGAUAGCGAAUGUGGCGGCGCCCAGCCAAAGGCAAGUGAAUAGUAUUUUGAGUAAAAGUAAUUAUGUGGUCAGUUACGCGAGUGCUAAUACAAAUAACGCGGCUGCAAGUGCGAAAGUUAUGGCACGUGCCGCAAACACAAACACGACUGGCGAAGUGAAUGUUGCGCGUAAUAACAAAGUGGAUGUGAGUGUUAGUGUUGAGCCCAAAACUGAUUUGUAUACCAUGGAGGUGCACCAAGCUGACUACACAGCACCGCCAGUGACCGCAGAACGUCGCAGCAAACAGCUGAGUCGACGCGAGGAUACCAACAUCGCAGGGCUGUUGCUAGACUCGACUACUUUCAGCAGUAAGGACACGAACAUUUCGAAAGCAGAUCGCCUGGUAGUCAUGUCCACCGAGUUCUUCGUAGUGCCAACAAGCACACCACUACCAAGCAACGCGCAUCCAACUAGAGCGCCAGCACGCACGGGCGCUAAGGCAGCAGUACUGCCUGACUAUAUACAGCCACCGCCUGCAGGUGUACCGACUGCUGGACCACGUUCGGUUUUAAUCGUAGCGCCGCGGCCGUUGAAUACCUCGAAUGCAGCGAAUAGCGUCAGCGCGGGUUUCCCACCAUCCAUAGUGCCCACACAUCUGCCAUUCACUGGGCUGCGGAAGGAGCCUUGGGUGGUGCCCGUCCUGGUGUUGGCCGCACUCACAAUGCUAAUGAUGACAGCUUUUGAGAUUUUUGUGCUGUUCAAGGCGUGGCGUACAUCACCUUCGCGCCGUCAUCUGUUUCUCGGACAGAUGCUACUGUUGGGACUGUUUGCUUGUGCCGGGCUGGGUGCUGUACUAACAGCGCAGCCCUCGUUGCUCAGCUGUGGUGCAAUACGUUUUGGCGUGGGUGUUGCCUAUGCGCUUGUCUUUGCCGCGCUACUCGUCAAGUGCGUCUUCCUCAUUAGUCUCAAUGGUGGCGUGUACCUACCGGCACCCUAUCAAGGUUUACUGUUGCUCUUCGCCGUACUCAUACAAGUCGCCAUAGGCACACAGUGGCUACUCACACAACCGCCGGAGAUCUAUACGCAAAGUGUACCCAUACUUGGUAAUAGUCUGUUGGCACCUACCGUAGCUUCCAGUAGCGCCACAUCUGCGGCGCAUACUUUCGCAGCGCUUUUCCAGCCACACAGCGCUACACCCAACAAUGGGCCGUCCGCAGCAGCGCUCGGCUCCAGUCUCGGCUCGGAUUUGUAUGCACGUAUUACUGCAGCCGGUACGAUGCUGAUACCGUUAUGCAAAACACAAUUUUCGGAGCUGCUCUUUUCGCUCAUCUACAUUGUCUUUCUGAUUGUGUUCGUCGCCGUGUUGGCCAUCAAAUCACGCGGCAUACGCGACAAUUAUCGCGAGGCCACCUACAUUGGUUUGGCUAUUGGCGGCGCUAUACCCAUUUGGCUGGGCUGGAUGCUAUGCGGUUUGGCGGUGGCGGAUCGCCAUAAGGAUGCUUGUAUUGCUUUCGGACUGAUAGCGACAUCAGCAACUGUCUUUCUAGUUAUGUUUAUGCCGAAAGGUCGUCAAUUGGCGGCUAUGGGCAAGGAGGGCCUCUAUGUGGAGGAUCGUGAGGAGCAGUUCAGCUCGCUGAGUCGUGCUGGCUCCGGUUACUCACCCUCAUUCUUCCACUUUAAGCCGAUCAAGUACGGAGUAAUGGGCGGCGGCAUGCAGAAUUCGGCAACAAAUACGGGGAACGGCGCCAGCAUGAAGCACUGCUCGAAUGGUCUGGGCGGAGGCGGCGGAGAUCGCGUUGCCUUGGUCACCGCAGCACCACCGAGCUAUACACGUAUGUAUCACUAUUUUCCAGCACAUUUAUCAGCGCACCCGUUUUGUUUUUAUCCACAACCACCCCCACCACCACCGCCACCACCAAUUCCACCGCCAACGUUGACACAAUUGCCCUCACCACCGACACUCAAACAAUUGGGCAACUCACUGUCGUCAAUGACACAAGCACAUAUCGCACAGACACUCCGGUAUCCAGGUUUAUUUAUACGACCCGAUGAGACCAAUCUUUACACGACGUUGGAACCAACACUAAGCAGUAAUCCGAACGUGUACUUCCAACGCGGCGGUGCGGUACAUCCGGGUAUGAUGUACUAGGUACAACCAACAAACUCCAAACGAAAGUUUAAAAAUUCACACGAGACGCAGGUGAAUUGAGAAGACGACGACGAUAUUGGCUGCUGACAGUGGUAACAAAAAGCCGCGCGACAGUCGAGCACUGAGCAACUCAAAGUAUAAAAGUAUAACUUAUUGCAAUACGAAACGCUAAGCUAAGUUAAAAACUGAAAAGAAAUUUUAUUUUUUAUUAACUUAGUAAUAUGAAAAACUAUUUUCUAGCAUACAAGUAUAAGUCCCACAUUUUAAGUUGUAAGAACUCCAAGUGCACAUUUGCUCCCAGGGAGUGUAUCUUAAUAUAAGAACUCACUAUACGUAUUACUUAAGUUAAGCUGUACUUAAACGCUUAAGCAUCUAAGCGAAAACGAAAGGAGAAAAUAUGAGUAAGCAUAAAUGAGAAAGCGAAAACGUAACGAAAAUAGAAGCAUGAGCACGAGAAAGACUUAAACUGUAUUUCAAACAUAGUAAAAAAUAAACUAGAGACUUAAGAAACGAACACUCAUAGCAUAUUAAGAGCAAUUAAGGCCAGUUCUACUACGAAAAUAGAAAAACAGGGUGUUUCUUUUAGACAUGUGGUUUUCCAGAAGACAUAAAACGGGCAUAAAACUUAAAAAGUUGUAUGUGAAAUUGAAAUUUAUGGCCAAGAGUUUAGCUUUAUUAUAAAGAAAAGGCUUUGCAACUAGGUUUUGAUAAUGAUUUCGAGCAAGUAACCGCGGUGACAGGAACAAAUAAAUUACAGCCGAGUGAACCAAUUUGCGAACAUUUUUGCACCGAUUUGGACCGUAUACAGGAUGUUAGCAAGACGUGCUGAUCUAACGCUUCCAAGGCGUUAAUCGGCUCAAUUUAAGUACAUAGACAAGCAACUUCUCAAAAUCCCACAAAAAAGGGUCGAGCGGUGUCAAAACGCACGAUCUUGGAGGCCAAGCCGCAGACAUACGACUCGAGAUAAUGCGAUCACGAAGUUUUUUUUCAAAUAAAUUGAAAGUAGCUUUGGAUGUAAGGCAUAUUGCGCAGUCUCUUGUUGGAACUGAUUUUCCUCCAGUUCAGUCAUGUAAAAGUCAUUAAUCAUGGCUCUAUAUGUAUCAUACGACACUGAUUAAAACAGAAUGGUCAGCUUAAUUUUUGAAGAAAUAUGGUGACAACAAUAAUUUUUUGAGGAUGUAAUAGCAUCGCACUCGUCCGAGGCUAUUUGUUUCCUUUUCAUUGAGAGCCUUUUUAGCGUGGGGAGUCCAAAACCCAACGCAUAAACAAGGGGAGGAAUGGUUCGCUUUCUCACCUUCAAACAAAUGUUAUUUGGCUACACAGAGCAUACUUCGUCUGAGACCAGAAGUGGUGAGCUGCUUGAACCAUAUGUAAAAGAAUCGUUUCUGGCCACUCCCAAGUGAAUGGCGCUCAGAGAACUUUCCUCACUUGCGUGAACACAUGACUCCAUCCUCGUCUCAACAAUGACUUUUGGAUUAUCACCAUUCUAAACGGGACACUUUUGUUUAUUAAGCUACUCAUUCAACAAAAAGUAAGCUUCAUUUCUAAAUAAAGUUUUCUUGCGAUGUGACUUAUACACUAGAGUAAACGUAUUGCGACACUGAUCCAUGAUUGCUGUAACACGAUCCAUGUUCUGCUGUGCGAUUAUGUUAACCGAAUAUUAUUUUGCUAAUAAUUUUUACCAAACCAAACUGGGUAUAAGCCAAGCAGCAGCUGUCAAAAAGAUCAAAGCCGUAAAAGUAUUGUUUCAUUGAAAACCACAAGUCUAAACAAAACACACAUUAAAAUCUGGAGAUUAUUAGCGGCACAACCACUCCAUAUAUGGUAGGCAACAAAACACAGUGUUAGAAAUGAAAUUACGCUCACUUAAUGUUUGCACAAUUUGCACGCGAUUUUCGACGCGCCACGAAAUUGAUAGCAAUGGGCCCGUUAAUGAACACCCGUUGCAGUGUUCAAGCGCGCUCUUGUAGUUCAGUGGCGCGCGGCUAAGCGCAUGAAGGCGCUCGGAACGCGGCUCUCAGGCUAGGCAGGAAAAGGGUUCAUUCUGAUCAAUUCAAAAAUAGCAAAUAAACAAACAAAAAAUUUGGAGCAAGCGUCAAGGCGUUGAACGCGUUCAGUGCGAGACAUGCUGCGCUCUUGCGCGCAGUCUUAGCAACACCUGCCGCCAUGUGCGCGCCGCAGUGAAAGUGUUUCGUUACGUAAGUCGACGGCCGACAGUCGUAGGAAAACAGAAUUGAACAAAUGAACAACCGAGUGUAAGCCGAAGAAAUGUUGUGUGACCGUAAGCUUUUGCUUUUUAUUUUGAUUGCCAAUUUCUAUACACACACUCGCCACACAACAGCGCCGACAUGUGUUUUGUUGGCAUUUUUUUUGUAACAAUAACGCGUUUUUGUGUGUUUGUGUGCCUCGCAGCGCGCCGCCAAGCAUAAGUAGCAAAAUGCAGCGCCGCCAAAUAUGGUGCGCGCAUACACGGAAUGCGUGCGGCGCUCACUUGAAAUGUGUAACGUAAGCAACACACGCAUUGAUGUUGUGCUCUUCAAUAAAUUUUAUGCGCCGCUUAAAUUAGUCGAAAGCAUUAAGUUUUGAUUUUUCGAUUUUUUGAGUUUUUUUUUUAACUUAAGUACCAAUGCACUUACGUAAGUUUAAGUCUAUUUUUAAUUGCUAGUAAUUACUUGUAAAUAAACUCUAAUGUUAAUAAUUACAAAAAUAUUAACAAUAACGUGAAAUUGCAUGUAGCUGUAAGUCCAAUACAUAUACAUAUGUCUAGUGUUAAGUAAGUUUCUUAAUAUUUACUUACGCAUUACAAUAAGCGCUUCCAUAUUCGUAUAUUUGUGUGUUUAUCUUUUUAAGUAUUAGUUGUAAGCAUGUAAGUGAUGUAACUGUGUAUUUGUAAGUAUUCAACGACUUGUCAAUACGAACUCUUUAUACUGUGACAAUGUAUGAAAAGCGUAAAAGUUUAAAUAAAAUAUAACGAGA
This is a messenger RNA of Bactrocera tryoni, 5753 nucleotides long. RefSeq lists its product as uncharacterized. Gene Ontology annotation, cellular component: membrane. Gene Ontology annotation, molecular function: group II metabotropic glutamate receptor activity. Bases 174 to 2777 code for a protein of 867 amino acids. The record is from RefSeq and is a predicted model, not a curated record. Gene Ontology annotation, biological process: regulation of synaptic transmission, glutamatergic; G protein-coupled glutamate receptor signaling pathway. The transcript is spliced from 3 exons. NCBI's taxonomy places the organism in Eukaryota, Metazoa, Arthropoda, Insecta, Diptera, Tephritidae.